Messenger RNA from Petromyzon marinus (sea lamprey), 948 nucleotides. RefSeq names its product ferritin heavy chain B-like. The record is from RefSeq and is a predicted model, not a curated record. Gene Ontology annotation, molecular function: ferric iron binding; ferrous iron binding. Gene Ontology annotation, cellular component: cytoplasm. Gene Ontology annotation, biological process: iron ion transport; intracellular iron ion homeostasis. NCBI's taxonomy places the organism in Eukaryota, Metazoa, Chordata, Hyperoartia, Petromyzontiformes, Petromyzontidae.
UAUAUAAGCCACCAGCGCCUCGUGCAGUCUGCAAUCAUCACAGGAACACGGUUCUAGCUUCAACAGUGUUUGAACGGAACUUCCUCCUGUGUCCUCUUCGUCUUUUGUUGCAUUUCAGCUGAAAGAAAAUGACGUCCCAGGUUCGCCAGAACUUUAGCCAGGAGGUGGAAGCUGCCAUCAACCGGCAAGUCAACCAGGAGCUCUACGCCUCCUACGUCUACAGCUCCAUGGCCUACUACUUCGACCGCGAUGACGUGGCCCUGAAGAACUUCCACAAGUUCUUCAAGGAGCUGUCUCACGAGGAGCGCGACCACGCCGAGAAGCUGCUCGAGUACCAGAACAAGCGCGGCGGCCGCGUCGUGCUGCAGGACAUCAAGAAGCCGGACCGGGACGAGUGGGGCAAUGGCCUUGAGGCGCUGCAGCUGGCGCUUCAGCUGGAGAAGAGAGUGAACCAGGCGCUGCUCGAGCUGCACGCCCUCGCCGACAAGAACAAGGACCCUCAGCUGUGCGACUUCAUCGAGAGCCACUACCUGGAGGAGCAGGUGGACGCCAUCAAGCAGCUGGGCGAGCACAUCACCAACCUCAAGCGCCUCGGCGUGCCGCAGGCCGGAGUGGGCGAGUACCUCUUCGACAAGAUGACGCUGGGCAGCUGAGCGGUGGCGGCGGCGAGGGCUGGGAAGUCCACGAGCAGCCGUUGGUUGCCGCCUGACGUAGCGCGGCACCGUUCGUGGUGGGGCCCGGUGCCGUUACUCGGCGAGGAGCGACGAUUCCUCCUUCGACGCGGAAACGCCGUCGAGGGAUUCUCGGUCCGUUCGCUGUUGCCGGUCACCGCACCGGCGCCACCACGAGGGUUCCGCUGCUGCCCUCCGGGGUCGGGUCUACAGCGGGCUCGGUUUGUUGUCCUUGAUCCUUGUUUGGCCGUAAUAAAGAUUUGAUUAAAGCAACCGU